CUCUCUCACACCAACAACAAUGGGAGCAACGCUCAUUGCUACCCUUCUGCUUCUCCAUUUUCUUCUUCUCACGGUUCAAGGUAGUAACCCAGAUUUGGACGCUCUGGUAGCCUUCAAAACCGCUUCAGACACGUCCCAAAAGCUCACCACAUGGAACACCAGCACCACCAACCCCUGUUCGUGGAGCGGCGUCUCCUGCACUCGCCACCGAGUCUCGCGACUCGUUCUCGAAAACCUAAACCUCCAAGGCUCCAUUCACCCCUUAACGUCCUUAACUCACCUCCGAGUUAUCAGCCUCAAAGGAAACCGUUUCUCCGGUCCCCUCCCCAACCUCUCCAACCUCACCGCUCUCAAGCUCCUCUUUUUAUCCAACAACCACUUCUCCGGCGACUUUCCGCCCUCCCUCACGUCGCUCUCCCGCCUCUACCGCCUCGAUCUCUCCAACAACAACCUCUCCGGCGAGCUUCCGGCCACGCUCACCCACUUCACCCACCUCCUCACUCUCCGCCUCGACGCAAACAACUUCUCCGGCCACAUUCCCGACGUCAACCUUCCCACCCUCCAAGACUUCAACGUCUCCGGUAACCGCCUCUCCGGCGAGAUACCCAAAGCCUUGUCAACUUUCCCCGAUUCCUCAUUCGGGCAAAAUCCGUUUCUCUGCGGCGCCCCAUUAAAAAAAUGCGCAUCAGACCCGACCAAACCGGGAUCCGAAGGUGCCAUCGCUUCACCAUUGUCACCCCAAAACAACAUUCCCCCAACAACUACCGUAUCCUCUUCCCCGAGUUCAAUGCCGAAAACAACAACAUCAAGUAGUAAAAAUCACGAGAAGGGUGGUUCUAAAAUAAGCCCGGUGGCUCUUAUAGCUAUUAUAGUGGGUGAUGUUUUGGUUCUUGGUUUAGUUUCUUUGCUUUUGUACUGCUACUUCUGGAGGAACUACUCUGCGAAGCUGAAGGAGGGGAAGGGGUCGAAGCUUUUCGAGAGUGAAAAGAUUAUUUAUUCAUCGAGUCCUUACCCUGCUCAGGGAGGUUUUGAGAGGGGUCGAAUGGUGUUCUUCGAAGGGGAGAAAAGGUUUGAGCUUGAGGACUUGCUGCGAGCCUCUGCGGAAAUGCUUGGGAAGGGUGGGUUCGGGACUGCGUACAAAGCGGUUCUCGAUGACGGGAACGUGGUUGCGGUGAAGAGGCUGAAGGACGCGCAGAUAACAGGAAAGAGGGAGUUCGAGCAGCACAUGGAGGUGUUGGGAAGGCUGAGACACCCCAACGUUGUUAGCUUGAGGGCUUACUAUUUCGCGCGCGAGGAGAAGUUGCUCGUUUAUGAUUACAUGCCCAAUGCCACCUUGUUCUGGCUCCUCCACGGGAACCGAGGACCCGGAAGGACCCCACUGGACUGGACCACGAGGCUGAAGAUAGCAGCUGGUGCGGCCCGAGGCGUGGGCUUCAUUCACAGCUCCUGCAAGUCCCUUAGGCUCACCCACGGUAACAUCAAAUCCACCAACGUCUUACUCGACAAGCACGGCAACGCGCGGGUAUCCGAUUUUGGGCUCUCGGUGUUCGCGGGCCCAGGCCCAGGCCCACUGGGAGGGAGGUCGAACGGGUACCGCGCGCCCGAGGCAUACGAUGGUCGAAAACAGACCCACAAGUCUGACGUGUACUCCUUCGGCGUGCUCUUGCUGGAGCUGCUCACGGGGAAGUGCCCCUCCGUGGUGGAGAGUGCAGGGAGUGCUUACGGUGGGGUCGUGGAUCUACCGCGGUGGGUCCAAUCAGUGGUGAGGGAGGAGUGGACCGCUGAGGUGUUUGACUUGGAACUUAUGAGGUAUAAAGAUAUCGAGGAGGAGAUGGUGGGGCUGCUUCAGAUUGCCAUGUCGUGUACUGCACCUGCACCGGAUCAACGCCCCAGGAUGACCCACGUCAUUAAGAUGAUUGAGGAGUUGCGUGGGGUCGAGGUGUCACCUUCUCAUGACACGUUGGAUUCGGUUUCUGAGUCACCUUCCUUGUCUGAAGAUGCGUGUGGAACGAGUCAGUGAACUAGCUUGUGUGGUAGAGUGGUAGUAGUAUUAUUGUAAAUCAGAUUAUUGGGGGGUUUUGAUUUUCUCAUUAUUUUUAUUUAAUCUCCUAGUAUUUGUUUUUCCCUAAUUCCUGAAUGCCAAGAUAAAUUUUCGCUCAACAUUUUCGGCUAAUUAAAUGAUGUUUAAUGGAGGCCAAGGUUCUUCUUUCCUAAAUUUGUUGACUAGUAGCAUGUCUUGGAAUAGGUUCACGUGGAUUAAUUAGCAUUUGAUUGGGAUUUGUGAUGUCUCUUUUGACCGCA
Messenger RNA from Cajanus cajan (pigeon pea), 2301 nucleotides. RefSeq names its product leucine-rich repeat transmembrane protein kinase family protein. Lineage: Eukaryota; Viridiplantae; Streptophyta; Magnoliopsida; Fabales; Fabaceae. Gene Ontology annotation, molecular function: protein kinase activity; protein binding; ATP binding. The record is from RefSeq and is a predicted model, not a curated record. Gene Ontology annotation, biological process: protein phosphorylation.